Molecule: messenger RNA, 2208 nt
Organism: Peronospora farinosa
Lineage: Eukaryota; Oomycota; Peronosporomycetes; Peronosporales; Peronosporaceae
Source: the annotation of a GenBank genome assembly
AUGCGGAUUUCGCAGAGUUUGGUUUGGAUUGCUGUGGUUCCUUGGUGCUGGGCUGCACGAUCGGAUUCUCCAAAUGAAAACCAGUUGAAGACGCAAUCUGGUCUCAAGAUGUGGGUCGAUCCCGAGACACCCCAAGAAAAAUACACGUGUGAGACAUCACGUGGCGAAACCUGGGAGCUUGUCAUGAGCGAUGAGUUCAACACACCUGGAAGAUCGUUUCGACCUGGAGAUGAUCACAUGUGGACUUCGAUUGAGAAACCCGACGGUGUGAACGCAGCGAUGGAAGUCUAUGCCCACAAUAAAACCACAACGUUAUGUGACGAAAUCAGUGGCGUUUGCAGCUUCCAGAUUGAGUUAGAAGAUGCUGUGAUUCAGCUGCAAGUGUGGAACAACUAUCUGAGCACCCCAGGAUUUGAGAAUGUCACCUUCUUCUAUCGCGGAGGUAUGGUCCAGUCCUGGAACAAAUGUUGUGUCCAAGGUGGGAUGAUUGAGGUUCGAGCACAACUUCCUGGAGCUUUGUCCGAGUCGUCAGGUAAUCCGGACAUUGGCUUGGACUCAAGUGCUCGAGUUCAGGCGCUCCGAUAUUAUCCAACUUGGCCUGGGAUCUGGAUGUUGGGCAAUCUCGGUCGUGCAAUCUUCACCGGCUCGACAAAUAGAAUGUGGCCAUUUUCUUAUGAUGCGUGUGACCCGGACGCGUUCAAGCCUAGCAACCAGCGAAUUAGUGCAUGUGACAAGAACCCCGGGUCUGGAAUGAAUCCGUAUCAAGGCCGCGGUGCACCUGAGAUAGACAUUAUUGAAGGCGGUGGCACAACAAUUUCAGUGUCAAUCCAAAUAGCACCUGGCAUGCCGCCGGAUUUUCGAGUUAUCCCACCUGUUAACGAAAACAGCCUGUGCAUUUACUCCAGUUCGUGCGAGACGAUUGGUGCGAACGUUCCAGGUAUACCGCAGAGUGUGUACAAAGAAUCGCGUGGACAUCAAUCCUGGUACCAGGACUUGCGGUAUGCAGCAAACAAUUUUUGCGAGCGAAAUGCGAGCCAAGUACAAAGUUAUGCCACUAUAAAAGCUGCUCUAGAUGCCGGAAUUGAAGAUAAUGUGUGCUCCGUCGCGACAUGUCCUGCUUCUGCGGAUAUUAACUCGGAAUUGGGCUUUAUGGAUGCCUACAGCGACGAUCGCUGGGGCAUUAACUCGAACGGCACGUGUUUUCCGACCAUGAAUUCGUACAUGGGCGAAUUCAUUUGUAGCGCUGGGAAUUCUGAUCCAAAAUGCAAACCGCCAAACGACGGACCAAUCUUGCCGAAAGACGGCGAUUCCACAUUUGCGUAUCAUCUUGAUGCACUCUCUGCCAAUUGGCCCUUGCACAUGGCGGCGUACACAGAUUUUCUAGAGUAUCAAGUGGAAUGGGUUCAAGGUGCAGAUGGUUACGUUCGAUGGAUGCUGUCAGGAAAUGUAUUGUAUGAGAUUCCAGCCCAAACGAUCACGAACCCUCCACAAGGAGCAAGCGUGAAGAACCCUAGCAAGAUUAUGGUUGAGGAGCCUUUAUACUUUAUUUUCAACGUUGCCAUGUCGAGCAAGUGGGGCGCACAACCACCGAAUUCAGGACAGCCUUGUCGUGGUGAUGGCUUGGAUCCAGUUGCAAAUAAGAUUUGUGCCUCUUUUCCAAUGUACUUGAAGAUUGACUACAUUCGUGUGUAUCAAGAUGUAUCACUGGGCUCAAGCAUGAGCGUCGGGUGUGAUCCAAUGUCACAUCCGACACAUGAGUGGAUUCUCAAGCAUCUUGAAGAGUACGAAGAUGAAGAGAAUAAGUUUGUGGAAGUCCAUGGGAAGGCCUUUUGUUGGACUGAUUUGGACUGUACUGUCCAAACAGCACGUGAAACUGAGAGCAUUACAGUUGCUCGAAUCUUGACAGGAAAAUGUGUGAAGCAGCGCUGUGAAUGCGUAAGCAAGACAUGGACAGGACCACGUUGUAUCCUUCCCCGCAAAUUAAGCGCCGUCUCAUUUGGUCCUCCAGUUGCUCUAUCGGCAUGUAUUGGCUCGUUUCUCUUGGCACUUGGAAUUGUCUCUUGUUUUGCAAUUUGUUAUCGACAAAAACCUGAAGAACCUGAAGUUGUUGUUACGGAGAGCAAGGAAAAACAACAGCAACGACAACAAUACGACCUCCUGCGACGUCAAGCACGUCAGAAUCUUCAUAAUGCGUGGGUAGCUGAAUAA